This is a messenger RNA of Synchytrium microbalum, 5406 nucleotides long. RefSeq names its product DNA-directed DNA polymerase. The record is from RefSeq and is a predicted model, not a curated record. Lineage: Eukaryota; Fungi; Chytridiomycota; Chytridiomycetes; Synchytriales; Synchytriaceae. Gene Ontology annotation, cellular component: zeta DNA polymerase complex; nucleus. The coding region runs from base 1 to 5406 and encodes 1801 amino acids. The transcript is spliced from 24 exons. Gene Ontology annotation, molecular function: nucleotide binding; DNA-directed DNA polymerase activity; DNA binding. Gene Ontology annotation, biological process: error-prone translesion synthesis; double-strand break repair via homologous recombination.
AUGCCAGCCGCCAAGAAGGAUGCUGUCUUUGCACUUCGGAUCAUCAGCUGCGACUACUUUCAAGCACCCGUGAGGCCUGGAGUAGAUGAAGAGGACGGUGAAUUUGGUAGAAUCACAAGAGCUCCUAUUGUAAGGUUGUAUGGCAGUACUCCACUCGGCCAGAAAGCUUGUGUAUUUCUUCAUCGCCUGUAUCCAUACCUGCUAGUAAAUUACUCGCACCCGAUCGAUGAGUUAGAAGCAUUCAAAACUCAGCUGGGUCACUCCAUAAAUGUCUGUAUGAAUGCCCUUCAACAAUCACCACGCCCACAAACGCAUGUUAGAGCUAUUGUACCAGUGAAGGCAAUUCCAUUUUAUGGAUUUCACAGUGGCUACUCCUACUUUCUCAAGAUCUAUGUCGUCAACCCGGGGCUUGUCACGCCCAUGGUCGAGAUUUUAGAGAAGGGUGCUGUCAUGAACGAAAAGUUUCUAGUUUACGAGGCACAUAUUCGAUUUAUCCAACAGCUUUUUAUCGAUUACAAUCUGUUUGGAAACGUUUUUUUGUUGUUAUCUGAUGCGCGGUUUCGUGAACCUCUUCCUGAUGUUGAUACACAUCCAGCUAGUGCCCCGUCGUCUCCAAACCCGCUAUUGCCCAAUAUCUUUUAUACAAACGCCACAACCGAACGAAAACUUGUAUGGCCGACAAGCGCAGACGUCCCAAAGCUGACUUUUUGUGAGCUGGAAGUCGAUGCCUGGCCUAUGGACAUAUUGAAUCGAGCUACUCUACAGGAACGUCCAACUCAAGCUCUAGUAGACUUGCAAAAUGGAAGCACUCCUCUUAUUACACAACUUGUCCCGUCUUUGGGUGUGUUGUGGGAAGAUGAGAUGCGACGACGGCAUGCAGCUGGACUGCAAACUCAAAUACAAACGCCAGCAAGCCAGAAAGGUGCUAGAGAUCCUCAAAUACCGUGGAAGAAGAGAAUGGAUGGAGAUUUAGCUAAACUAGAUAGGUUACUCGAAGAACGCAGUGUACAACCUGACCGUAAUUUCCCUGUAUUUAAUGAGAAGGAUGGAAUCAAGACCUUGUUUAUGAGUGUCUCGGCACUCUACGACUCCAAAGCUGUAUCCUCAAACUCAAUUCGCGUGAAUGUGACCCAGCAUGUAGUUGACACCAGUGUAGUAGAUGAGCUUUUAGCAUCGAGAGAUCGUAAAUCGCAAGUCACUUCAAAAGCAGCCUCACAACAAACUCCCAAAGGAGAAAUAGGAUCAUCGUCACAAGCCGAAAUGGCCAGUAUCCUUGAAUCGUUGCGCAAUUUGGAAGAGUCUGAAGUACAACCUGAUGACGACGAGGUUGUCGAUUCGAGGCUGGACGAAGACGAGGAGGAAGAAGAAAUAUUGGACAAUGCUCCAGAUGUCCUCUCCGAAUCUGACGACGAUCAAGAACUGUCGAGUGAAGCAGAUUACUCUUCAGCAGUAGAAGAAAUUAAUAAUGAAGAGGUUAUGCAUGAGAGUGAUGCUGACCAAACUGGCACUAGUGAUGUUGAAGAGGACGAAGGUGAGAAGUCUCAUGAUGAUGAUGAUGGUGGAAUAUCUGCAGCUAAAUCCCCCGAGGGUGUCAAGCCACCACCGAUAAGUCGUCAAAACGCGACAGGACUUCGAUUUCCGCUGAGUAGUACUUCUCCAUUUAAAACACGCCUCGAUACAUCAAAGUUUACAUCGCCACCCAGGUCUAUACCAAUUGAUGGGCCUGUGUUUGGUCAGAAAACUUCAUUAAGUUCUCCGGUGAGAAGACCUCAAGUCGUUCCUCCACCAAUACUCGACCGUGAAGACGAAAUCGUUGAGGAUUUUGAAGAAGAGGAAGAAGUCGUCGACCAUAGCGAAAGAUACAAUGAUAAUCUAGAGGCCACGGACGACAUUGUAGAAGAAGAUGACGAGGAAAUGACCUCGCCAUCUGCUAGUAAUAGAAUCCCACAGUACGAUGGUGCCAAUGACGACGAUGAAGAGAUUGCAAGAACUCUUUCUACGAAGAAGAGGCGACAUGAGGAUUCUGAUCAACCACGUGAUCAACCACCUGCACCGGCGGUCCUCAGUUCAGCGCUUAUUGCUCGAACCAUCUUCGACUCGAGACCUCCAGCUCCAACCAUUUUUAACUCGACGUCUAUUGAUCAACUAUGGUCACCCACGAAGCCGGCUCCUGAACAAAAAUGGUCAUUUUAUCACUCUCCUCCUUCCGUAACCUCUCCUUCACGUCAUGGUGUCUACCGUCUUAAUGAAGCACCGACUGCCGAAGAAGCAAUCAGUACCAUGAAAGCCUUUGGAUUACAAGCACAGCUACAUCAAAUCCCGUAUUACUCCAAUCCGAAAGAUGUACCACAACAUGCUUUGGAGUAUGCCAAUACUCGUCGAGUGCUAAAGUCAAAUCAAGUUUCGGAUCUGCCAAAGUUUAAUCCACGAAUCGGCUUUGAUGAGACUCCGGCUCCAAUCUCUCGUAUAGAGUAUUAUAAAAAUGCAGUAGGUGGUGGUACGCUUCGAGAAUUCAGGAAUGUGUGGGGCCCUGCCAAACCACCUCCUUCUUAUGUUGAAGCUGCGAAUUGGAUUCACAUGCAUUCAAAUGGCACAGUAGAACAACUCUUAGAACAUGAAAAUGCAGUCCUCGAUUCUGGUGCUCCACUACCUGCUUUGAUGAGGGAGAAAGAAGAUGAUGAUCCAGUGUCAACAACCACUAGAGGAGCACCUUCUCAGAUUGAUGGUCCAACACCUGCUAACAAAUACGGCUUCAAGUUCAAUACCUCUAAAUCAGACAGCAUCAAGAGAGAACGAGAAUAUUUGCGCGUGAUAUCCUUGGAAGUCUUUGGUUCUUGCUUAUUGACAGCUACGAGUCGAGGUGAUUUGCUUCCAGAUCCGAAACAAGAUCCAAUCGUCGCUAUCUUCUAUUGUCUGUACAGUGAAGAUGACCACCGAUAUGUAACGAAUGGUCACAAAGAAGGAUAUCAUGUUGGUAUCAUAACUGUCAAGGACGAACAUCCACUGUACAAGACAGCAAUAUCAGAUUGCAACAUUAUGCAAGUAGAUAACGAACGAGCCAUAAUUGAAGGUUUGAUCAAAUUAGUCAGAGACUUUGAUCCAGAUAUAUUGAGCGGACACGAAAUUCACAAUGCAUCAUGGGGUUAUGUUACUGACAGAGCAGCGGUUUUUGAAAUCGAUCUUCUUCCGCAGUUAUCUCGACUGAUAAAAGAUUCUGCGACCCCUCGCAACCCAUCAAAGAAGACUGAAUGGGCUUUUCGUCAGAAUUCCAUCGCUGAAGCUUCUGGUAGAAUGUUUUUGAAUGUGUGGAGACUGAUGAGAGGAGAGUUCAACCUCACGAGCUAUUCUCUACCGACUCUUGUCUUUCAUGUACUUCAUUCUCGUAUACCUGUAUUUAAAACUCGAACGUUGACUCAAUGGUGGCAAGGAACUGCUACGUGGAAAGGCGGGAGGUUACCAGUAAUGCUGACAAGGUGGAGAACUGUUGACUAUUUUCUGAACCGAGUGCAGUACCCACUUGAGAUUCUGGAGGCCACAGAUUUCAUACGAAGGACAAGUGAAUAUGCGAGAAUCUUUGGAAUGCCAUUCUACUCUGUGCUCACUCGUGGCUCACAAUUUCGUGUUGAAGCAAUCAUGAGUCGCAUUACACGUCCAGAGAAUCUGAUUUUGCUCUCUCCCAGCUAUGAGCAAGUGCGUCAACAAAGAGCUCUAGAAUGUACACCUCUUGUCAUGGAGCCACGAUCAGGCUUCUACCCUGAUCCAUUAUUGGUUUUGGACUUCCAAUCGCUUUAUCCGUCGGUUAUGAUUGCUUACAAUUAUUGUUACUCGACUUGUAUUGGUCGUGUUCCGUGUAUUGGAAAGAAGGAGCGUCUCGGUGUCUUGGACAAGUUUGAAGUGCCUCUAGAAACAGUCGCCGCUUUGCGAGAGCAUCUGAUUGCGGAGCGGUAUCUUACCGGAUGUGCUUACAAUUCACCAUCAGUUGCACCGAAUGGAUUGGUCUUUGUCAAAGCACACAUUCGCCAAAGUGUUCUUGCUAGAAUGUUGACAGAGAUUUUGGAUACUCGAGUCAUGGUGAAGGCUGCAAUGAAAACUUACAAGGAUAAUAAGGAUUUGCUCAAGACUUUGGAAUCUCGACAGUUGGCUCUGAAACUGAUUGCAAAUGUUACUUAUGGCUACACAGGAGCUUCAGCUACUGGUCGAAUGCCUUGUGCAGAGAUUGCCGAUGCCAUCGUGCAAACAGGACGCGAUACUCUUGAACGAUGUAUCAGUAAAAUCAACGGUAGUCCACAAAGAUGGGGAGCCAAAGUCCAAUAUGGAGAUACUGACUCGUUGUUUGUGGUGCUGGAAGGCUGUCUCCGAUCCAAAGCAUUUGAUAUUGCAAAGGAUAUUGUUACUGCCAUGACGGACGAGAAUCCUCAUCCCGUAAAGCUUAAGUUUGAGAAGGUGUAUCAUCCAUGCUUUUUAUAUGCCAAGAAGAAAUAUGUUGGAGCUUCAUUCGAGAACCCUGAACAAGAAGAUUUUAUAUUUGAUGCAAAAGGAAUCGAGACAGUGAGACGUGAUCAAUUUCCCGCAGUGGCCAAGAUUUUAGAGCGUGCGCUCAAAAUCAUGUUUCGAACUGCUGAUUUAUCAGCCGUAAAAGAAUUUAUCAUCAACCAGAUUGUGAAAUUGGAGAGCGGCAAAGUGUCGUUGAUUGACUUCCUGAUUUCCAGUGAAGUUAGACUUGGAAGUUAUAGGGCCAAGACACUACCCGCAGGUGCUGAAUUGGCCAAGCGGGAGCUCCAACUUGAUCCCAGAGCUCAACCACAAUUCGCUGAACGAAAGCCAUUUGUGUUGGCAGCCGCAGCGGAUAAGAAGACCGCCAUUGCAACAUUGAGUGUAGCUCCUGAACUUGCCGCAGCUAACCUGGGAUUUCAAUUGAACAAGAGCAAGUAUCAAGAAAAGAUACGCAAACCUAUAGAACGAUUGUUCAACCUAGUUGGAGCUGAUGUCAAGGCGUGGUUUCGAGAAGUGCCAAAAGUAGACAGAGCUAUUGUCUACGUGUGUGAAUCGACCAAUUUCAACAGGAAGAACAAUACCAUUGAUGGCUAUUAUACAUCAAAUAGUUGUCCAGUUUGUCAUCGUGCUACCAAAAAGGCUGGAUCAAUAUGUGAAGAAUGUCGUAGCAAACCAGCUCAAACCAAUGCGAGUGUCAUGCAUCGUUUAUCAGCAAGUGAAAUUAAACAUACGGAUAUAAUGAGAAUAUGUCGAGACUGUAGUGGGUUUGCUAACAGUCUUGACUCUGAUAUUCCAUGUUGGUCUGUUGAAUGUCCAAUCAUGUAUGAACGAGUCAAGGUUCGGAAAGUCGUUGAGUCGAAUCAGCACUUGCAGCUUAAGUGGCAAGAGUGUUUGAAGAAUCUGGAAUGGUGA